This is a messenger RNA of Hemicordylus capensis (graceful crag lizard), 3015 nucleotides long. RefSeq names its product eukaryotic translation initiation factor 4H (gene EIF4H). Lineage: Eukaryota; Metazoa; Chordata; Lepidosauria; Squamata; Cordylidae. The transcript is spliced from 7 exons. Gene Ontology annotation, molecular function: RNA binding. Bases 98 to 871 code for a protein of 257 amino acids. The record is from RefSeq and is a predicted model, not a curated record.
AUAUAAGCGGCGCGGGGUCCUGCGGCGCUGGCUCGCUCGCGCUCGGGGAAAGCUGAGGCGGCGGCAGGGAAGCAGCAGCACGCAGAGCAGAUCAGCGAUGGCCGACUUCGACGCGUACGAUGACCGGGCCUACAGCAGCUUCGGGGGCGGCCGAGGGUCGCGUGGGGGUUCUGGCCUUGGCCCCCGGAAACAGAAGGAGUUACCGACGGAGCCGCCCUUCACAGCCUACGUGGGCAACCUCCCCUUCAACACGGUCCAAGGAGACAUUGAUGCCAUCUUCAAGGAUCUCAGCGUUAGGAGCGUGCGACUAGUCAGAGACAAAGAGACAGACAAAUUUAAAGGAUUUUGUUAUGUAGAAUUUGAUGAGGUUGAGUCACUUAAAGAAGCGCUGACAUAUGACGGAGCACUCUUGGAGGAUCGGUCACUCCGCGUGGACAUCGCCGAGGGCAGGAAACAAGACAAAGGCGGCUUUGGCUUUCGGAAAGGCGGCGGCCCUGAGGACAGAGGCAUGGGCGGUGGUCCCCGGGAAUCACGAGGAGGCGGCUGGGAUUCCAGAGAUGACUUCAGUGCUGGUGGCUUCCGAGAUGACGACUUCCUGGGAGGCCGAGGCAGAACGCGUCCCGGAGACCGGCGAGGAGGAGGCGGGGCCCCGCCCAUGGGGGGCACUGGCCGCUUCCGGGAUGGCCCUCCCAUGCGUGGGGCUGCCAUGGACUUCCGGGAGCCCACAGAAGAGGAAAGAGCCCAGAGGCCCCGACUCCAGCUGAAGCCCCGGACGGUUGCUACCCCCCUCAACCAAGUAGCCAACCCCAACUCUGCCAUCUUUGGCGGGGCCAAGCCAAGGGAGGAAGUCGUGAAGGAAGAGCAGGAAUGAGCUGGGCGGGAGCGUGAUGUGGGGGGGGAGGGAGGGAUGGGGGCGGUGGGGGGGGACUCAAGACUGCCCAGCGUGUCUAAUUGUGCUCGGAACAUGAGCCUUGCAUCCACCUUUCCUGGCAUCCGACACUUCUCCUCCUUGAAACGGAAAUGGGAAAACAUAACAAAGAAACAAAGCGAACCCCAAACCAGAGCUUGUGAAUGCAUGUCAGCUGUUUAACAAGUGGUUUUUUAGUAUGUUCUUGGCUUCUGCUGUAUCUAGUGCCUGCAUUUGUCUUCAGUUUUCUCCCCCACUCCCGCCCCCCGUUUCUCCCCCCAAAUCCCGGCAUUAUGGCUCUUAGCUAGUAAGAUGCUCUCCUCUUCUCCCAGAUGUGGGCUCCUGUAACCUGAGCUGCUUUCGCCAGCUGCUUCCUCAAUGGCGCGCUCUCUACGCCCAAGAUGCACGGGGUGGCCUUCGGCCCAGCUCUGUGCUGCUCUCCUCUGACCUCCGUGGUCUUCUCCACCCCACUGCAUGCUUCCCCCGCCUCCAGGGCCCUCAAACUCUGAAGAGGCCUGGCAGAGUCGGAGGCGCCCCGAGUCGUAGAGGGCAACCCCUGGAGAAUUGAGCUAGCAUCCGCGACACAGAAAUAAAUAAGAUCCUCCUCCUCUAGCCACCAGGUACCACAAACAAUUUAUAGAAGAGCCAGAUAUGUGGCUUUCCCCCGCCCCCGCCAGGCAGCUCAACAAAUCUAAAACGGCUCCAGGGGCCAGGAAAGGCCCCCCCAAGCAAAGCGCUGUCAGCACAAGCACAGCAUAUCAGCACUGCACAGGCUCAGUGCUCCAGCAACUAUCUCUACAUGUGGGAGACGUGGCCCCCUGGUUUUUCUUCAUCUCUGCCUGCAUCCCGGGUUCUCAAACUUGGGUCCGCCAAUGUUGCUGGACUACACCUCCCAUCAUCCUCUGCCACAGCGGACAGCGGCCGUUGUGACGGAGGGUGAUGGCAGUUGUAGUCGAGCCACAUCUGGAAACCCAAGUUUGAGAACUCCUGACCUAUGUCAUUUUCAGUGGCACUUAUAGGUCGGUGCUUUUAUGCAUGUGCCUACUUUCGCACUCAAGGAUGGUCUCUUCCAGCUCUCUUCUUUCAGAUUUUCUUGGGGGGGGGGCGACCUCUGCGAACCUCUUUUUUCAAACCUAGUUUUCCUUCAAACCAGCCGAGUUUACUUCUGGUUUCUGGGAGGGUGUGCUUAAGCUCAGCCACUCCAGCCUCUGGCACACUGCCUGCCGUGGUGACUUGAGUUUAGAUUUAGCCUCCCCAAAAGAGGCCGGGGUGGGGGGAGUUUUACGGUCUCCCUUUUUGGAGUGCUGAGCCCACAGAGGCCUGGCGAGCAGCGUCGGUCGUAACCUUCACUUCUUCAUACCCAGAAGAUUCCACUGGCAAUGGAUGGAGCCCGGACGCUGGCAGGGAAAGAUUGCCGGACCGUUGCAGAAAAGGUUGCAUCUACACAGCCAGGGUUGUGUAGAAGGCUUGUUCCCUGGUUAUUGCAUUCAGCACCAAUUCUGGACGUGCAACCUGCUAUGCCCGGCAUUGACGCUGGGUUUUGGGUUCUAACUUGGGCUACUCCUGCAAACUUUAGUGUGUUCAACAUGGCAGGGGCAUGUUCCUUGUUUCCACGCCUCCCACUUAAAAUCAAAUAGGUCCCAUGUGUAAAAACAGGUCUGGAACUGGAGAUACCAAUUGGCAAAUAUCCCUUUAUUUGGUUGGGAGGGCCUGCCCCACCCCCCUGCAAUUCACCAAAAAGUCAAUUUCUCGCCCUCCCCAGUCUUUCAGUCUAUUACUGAGCAUAAGAACCAUUUGUCUAACACUACCUUUCUUUGAGACAUGCAUUUUGUGUGUGUGGUUGUGUUCCAGUUGAAAUCCAUCCAGCCUCUCUUCCGUUCUACAUGUGGAAAGAAAAGUGGCGGGGGGGGGUUAAUUCCCAAGAUUUUAAGAGCAAACACAAAUUUAGACUCGCGUGCAAAACUUACUUAUAGUCAAUCCGGUUGACUUUUAAAUGUGUAAAAGAGAAGUUUCCGAACACUUAACACAUUCUGCUUCAUGACAAAAGUAAAUUUAUGGAUAUGGUAUUUUGUGAAUGAUCUUUUAAAUAAAGAAAACAUUAAGUAGUA